UGAGAGGAGCAGUGGCUUUUAGCACAGCUAUCCUGAGCUUCUGUGGGUGUUCAUUAGUGGAAUCCAUAGCACGGCGCUAUGGGGAAGCUCUCCUGGAUAUUUUUAAAACCUCACGUACUCGAUAAGCUCGAUUCGUUUAGGAAAUGUCAAUAAAUGUGCUCCUUCGACCAGUUAUUAUUAUUUAUUUAUUUUGGCGAAAUAUUUCGCUAGAACUUGAGCCAUUGCUUUGAUAUUCCCUGUGCUCUCUGCAAUGGAGCCGCAAUCAAGCGUACUUCCGAGGAGAUGGCACCUCUGUUUUCUUGUCCUCCCAGCGAUGUGGAGUGUCGCUUCAGCUGUGACACGAUACUCCAUCCCCGAAGAAAUUCCAGUGGGCUCCGUGGUCGCAAAUAUCGCUAGCGAUUUGGGCCUUGACGCGCACAGCCUUGCGGAGCGAAAGGUAAAGCUGGAUUAUAUUCACAGCAAAAAAUAUUUAGAAAUAAAUAAAGACACCGGGGAACUGUUUAUCUCCGAGAAAAUCGACAGGGAGUAUUUAUGCCCCGCCAAAACAUCAUCGUUCUGCUUUCUUAAGAUGGAUGUGAUCAUCGAGAGUCCAAUACGCAUCUUUAAUAUCGAAUUGGAAAUUAUGGACAUUAAUGACAACGCGCCUCAAUUCAGGCGGGAAAGAAUACCCCUCGAUAUUUCGGAAUCCGCGACGCCCGGGGAGCGGUUCUCUUUAACGAAUGCAGUGGAUGCUGAUGUCGGAGAGAACUCUAUCGAGACCUAUUAUCUGAACGAGAGUGACGAGUUCACGAUUGAAAUUCAGUCUGGAAGUGAUGGAACCAAAUACGUUGACCUGGUUCUAAAAGCGAGUUUAGACCGAGAAAAACAAGCAGUCCAUACGCUAACGCUCAUCGCUGUGGACGGCGGCAUCCCUGCGCGGUCAGGUACAGCUAACAUUGUCAUUCAAGUGUUGGACACCAACGACAACGCCCCACAGUUUGAUCGACAAGUUUACUCCGUUGAUUUGAUCGAAAACGCGCCGACUGGGACGCUAAUUAUGCAGCUGAAUGCAACAGACUUGGACAAGGGUACAAACGCAGAAAUCAUAUACUCUUUCACUUUGUACACAUCUGAGAACACACAGGAGAAGUUCUCUCUCGAUCCCAGCAGUGGAGAAAUAAGAGUUAAAGAUGUGAUUGAUUUCGAAGAGGUUAAAAGCUUCGAGAUGUAUGUUGAAGCCAAAGACAAGGCGGUCAAUCCCCUGUCUGGUCAGUGUAAAAUAUUAGUGUUCAUCACAGAUCUGAAUGACAACUAUCCUGAAAUUACAGUCAAAUCUUUUCAAAGCUCAAUCAAAGAAAGUGACCCCAUAGGAACAGUGAUAGCUGUCAUCAGUGUGAGUGACAGGGACUCUGGAGAUAAUGGCAAAGUUGUUCUCUCAAUCCACAAUGCAGAAUCGUUACCUUUUGCAUUGAACAAGUCAUCAGAAGACUUUUUUGCAUUAACAGUUACUGAGACACUGGACCGUGAGAAGAUCCCCAAUUAUGACAUCACACUUCAUGUGACUGACAGAGGAACUCCACCUUUGACUGAUAAUGAAAUGAUCAAUGUUGUAAUUCAGGAUGUUAACGAUAACGCACCAGUGUUCCCCCAGGCCCUCUAUAACAUUCAUUUGAUGGAAAACAACGAGCCUGGGGCUUUAUUAGCCUCUCUCACUGCUCACGACCCAGACCUCCAUGAAAAUCAGUAUCUGGUUUACGUUAUCAUUGAAAAAGAGAUUGCCAACACAUCAAUGUCAAUGCUGUUUUCCAUCAAUCCAGAGAACAGCAACCUCUACGCUUUACGCACUUUUGACUACGAAAGGGAGAAGGAGUUUCUAUUUCAUAUUGAAGCAAGAGACUCUGGGAUCCCUCCUCUUAGCAGUAAUGUAACUGUACACAUCAUCAUUCUGGACCAAAAUGACAACACCCCACUCAUAGUGUCUCCAUGGCGUCCGCAAGGCACUGUUAUUGAGGAAAUAAUUCAGAGAUCAACUGACAAAGGAUCCCUGGUCUCCAAGGUUAUUGCGUUGGACGCUGACUCAAUGCAGAACUCCCGCAUAACAUAUCAGUUUCUGCAGAUCACAGACACUACGCUGUUCAGCCUUGACCAGUAUAAUGGUGAGAUACGAACCACACGUAUGUUCAGUCAUAGGGAUCCCAGACAUCAACGGCUGGUCAUCAUAGCCAGAGACAAUGGAGAACCGCCUCGCUCAGCCACGGUGACCAUCAAGAUCUCCACGGUGGAGCAAUUGGUGACGCAGUUUACUGAAACCACAGAGGUGCCUAUUGAUUAUGACUUGUUCACAGAUCUAAACCUGUAUUUGCUCAUUGGUUUGGGUUCAGUGUUGUUUUUGCUGCUCAUCACUAUUCUGGUCAUCAUAGUGCUAAAAUGUCAAGAGCCCAAACAGUCUAAAGCAGCUCCACAUGUUAGGAACAGCAUCGUAAGCCAGAGGAACUCCACCACUGCUGACUCUACACUCAUCUCAAGUGACGCCUAUUGGUACAGUCUGUUUCUGGCAGAGACUAGAAAGGGAAAGGUAGUGGUACGGCAGCCCCUUCCUAACGGGACAGGGUUUAUUGUAUCAAGUAUCCCGGGAAGUGCUGCACUGACUGAGACCAGUGCAUCAAGGUCUUCCACAUUACAGGAGUCUAGCAGUGAUUUACCGUGAGCUGACUGAUGGAUUACAACAUACUACAACUGCCAGACUCUCUGUUCAUGAGGGGACGAUUGAUCAUCUGUUUCGUCAUUACUUUAAGGUUUUACUCAAUUCAAGACUGUAUGUCAGUCUCUUGUAACCAAAUUGAGCAUGACUUUGCAUGGCUAAGUGAAGGAAUUUUUUUUAUAUAUCUAAAAGACUUCUAAAUACACUCUACAAUCGAAGAGAGAGAGAGAGAGAGAAGUCAUACUUCCUGACUACUUGGAAAACUGAACUGAUCAGCAGUGGAAAAAUCUUGUAACAGAGAUCAAAUAAGGGUCAAGGUCAUGUUUAAAUGGAAUUCAUAAUUUUACAUAGUUAAAAAAACAUGCUGACAAGAAAGUUGAGAUGUGAUGAUCUCUGAUGAGCACAAUCUAAUGAGCCAGGCAUAGACUUUACCUCAAAAUAUGCUUUUACAGGAAUGUAGUGGAUAUAUACAUUACAUGUAGAUUAAUAUUCUAUUCUGCUCUCCACCAAAUGUUAAAAAUGAAUUGCCUUUACCAAGUGGAUUUUAUAAAAUACGCUGUUUUAAGACAGGAAAAAAAAAAGAGUGAUCACAUCUGUAUGUCAGCCUUAGCGACAUGUUAAAAUGUACUGAAAACGAAGGAGACAGCAAAAAAUGUUUUCAGAUGCUAGAAUAUUAACAGAAUUAGAAUAUUACCUUGGCACAAAUAGUACAAAUGAACAACCAUGAUAAUAAAAAUAAUGAACACUUAGAUUUUUUUUUAUACAAGAGUUAACAAUUACUUUCAAACUGCUGUUCAUUGUAGUCUUUGGCCUUGUUUAUUGCGAUUUUUAAAAUGUAAUUGUUUUAUAUUAUGAAAAUGAAAAAAAAAAAAGCUUGUCAUCUUUAAUGCUGCUUCUUAUAUGAUGAAUGUGUGAUGUAUUUGUGGUGAAAUAUUUGGCAAAUGUAAAUAUUUUGUUACAGAAAUCAAAAUAGUAUUCCCUCUAUCUUACUAAAGCUGUCCCAAGCAAUUGAGACAUGGAGAUGAGGUGUAGGAGAAACAAAAUAAAAAGAGAGCCAGCAAGGAGAGAAAACAGUAGGAAUAUAGGUUAUUUGGGACAUGUGAACUGAUUAUAGAUGGACACAUUGCUUGCCAGGACACCAACUGUCUGCUAGAAAAAGCCACUGGAGGUAACCUUCAGUAUUCACUGAUAGCAAUGUAAUCCAGUUCAAUCUUGUUUACUUUCAUUUAAGGAAUUUUAGUUCCUAGCAGCAGGCUAGAGCAUUUGGAGAUAAAUAAGAUGAGUAAAAACUGCUGUGUGCCUUUAUCUGUUUGGUUUAGGGUAGACAAAUAAAGUGUGCCUAGAAUUAUAAGUGACCAAAUGGAGACGAUUACUCUGGUCCCCAUCUGAUUAGAACAUUCUACAGCUCUUUUCCCACCAAAUGCUGGUAAAGUCUAUUUAGGCUAUUCAUAAAAAUGUACAUCACAAUCUCAUUAACAUCCCUUGGGUUUCUCUUGUUUCAUUAUUUCUGUUUACUUUCUGUUGCCUUACAUGCAAUAUGCCCUUAUGCAAACAAAUGCCUUUGUGACCUUCUUGGACUGUAUGAUUUAUCCCUUGCUUGUAAAUACAGCAAUGUGAAUAAAAAC
Molecule: messenger RNA, 4305 nt
Organism: Myxocyprinus asiaticus (Chinese sucker)
Lineage: Eukaryota; Metazoa; Chordata; Actinopteri; Cypriniformes; Catostomidae
Product: protocadherin alpha-C2
Exons: 2
Coding region: 251-2686 (811 amino acids)
Biological process (GO): homophilic cell-cell adhesion
Cellular component (GO): plasma membrane
Molecular function (GO): calcium ion binding
Source: RefSeq, a predicted model, not a curated record